Ipomoea triloba (trilobed morning glory) is the source of this 898-nucleotide messenger RNA. RefSeq lists its product as uncharacterized. Bases 157 to 615 code for a protein of 152 amino acids. The transcript has a single exon. The record is from RefSeq and is a predicted model, not a curated record. Gene Ontology annotation, biological process: cytokinin biosynthetic process. Lineage: Eukaryota; Viridiplantae; Streptophyta; Magnoliopsida; Solanales; Convolvulaceae.
AUAGGUCAGAACACAUCAAUAACACAAUAAAGCACGCAUGUGGUUCUCACGAGUGUUUCGAAACUACAUAAAUUCUGCCUAUUAGCUUCAAUCUGCUUCAUUAUAUUCAUUCAUUCCCAUUCCAAGAAACUAAGCCACUCUCAUAUCGCAGCAGCCAUGGAGUCUUCCCAUGUCUACGGAGGGUCAGAAGAAUGCCACAGCAAUGAAUCCGGUUGGACAAUGUACAUUGGGUCUCCCACCACCGAUGACUACGAAGAAGACAACCUCAACAGCAACAACGUUAAUGGAGAUUCCUAUGAAGAAGAAGAAGAAAACAGCGACGAUUCCAUGGCUUCUGAUGCCUCGUCUGGGCCCAGUCACUGGUGGGUUAAUGGAAAGAUUCAUUCCAAGAACGACAAAGAUUCCAUCGUGAUGAUGAGGGGCAAAAAUGGAAAUUCUGACCCAAAAUACAACAACCCCUCGUCAUCACUGAAGAUGAAGAAGAAGAAGAAUGGAGGAGGAGAAAAGGAAGAAGAGUCGUCUGUGGAUAGCCCAAAAGGAGCCCAGAAAGCUGCUGCGAAAUCCCACAAGGAGAGGAGAAGCUGCGGCUUUUGGAAGGGCAAAACAGGAAAGUGAUGAAACAUUAUUAUUAUUGUCAACACUUAAUUAGCUUCAACUUAUUAUUAUUCCUUAAAUUAUCUUAAUUAGUAUUAGUUAGUGCAUGGUAGAAUAUUCCAGCUAGCUAGCAGCAGGAAUUGAAGAGGCUUGGAAUGAAUGUCUGCAGACCAUAUAAGUUUUGGCCAUGUAAUAUGUCUAUCAUAUCAUUAGAUAUAUAUAUUAUAUUAUAUUGUAAGAGGGGUAUGAUGAUGAUGAUGAUGAUAGAUGAUGAAGACAUGUAAUAUAUAUGCAUCACACUACA